GCUAAAUGCAGGUAGGUAGUUGAUGUAAUGUAACACGAAAUUAUCGAGAAUCCAAAAUGGCGGCUGCCCUGGGUUUAAUGCGACAGUUUAAUCGAAUUUCUUCUUGUGCUUUACCUCGUCGCUUGUCACAAAUCAGGUACUUGCAUAGUGAGCGCUUACUGCAUAAAUUUUGUACUCCUCGAUCACCUCUGAAGGCGCGUACAAUUCAACCAAAUUUUCAAAAAGGUAAGCGUGCACGUGGAAAAAUCAAGCUUAUCACAUCCAGUGGUGCUUGAAUCUUAAUCUUUCUGCAUGUUAUUCUGAUGGUAACCUGUCAUCUCAGAAAAAUGUGUAAUGUGUGAAUUUUAUAGGAGAAUACGCCAAGUUACAUGAAGUUAUAUGAUUUGUUAGCAAUAUCUUUUUAGUGGUGUUCUUUUUCUUGCAAUUAAUUUUUGCUCUAAAUGCACGAUCAUCAUGGCAUGCAUUAACAUGGACAAUGAGCAGAUAAAGAAAACAGACCAUUAAAAUAGGUAAAAUUAUUUAUGGCUAAAUUUUCUUUUGACGUACAACACAGUUACGUUCAGAGAACUUGCCUUCUUCCACUCAUGAUGGCCUGGGUUCGAAUCUUUGAGAUGGUGCCACAUAUGGGUUGAGUUUGUUUUUGGUUCUCUUCCUUUCUCAGAGUUUUACUCUGAGUUGUACUCUGAGUUUUCCCUCUGCUCUAAAACCAACAUUUUGAAUUUUGAAAUUCCAAUAGUUGAUCCAGAGAGGAACACACAGGUCAAAACCCUCUUAACAGAUAUGCUUCCACUAUACUGUUAUUUAUUUAUUUUUGUUUUUUAUUUAUUCAUAAAAUGCAUAUUUACUUAUAUAUUUAUUCAUUAGAUAUUUUGCUUAAUUAUACUUUUACAGCUCGUCAAGAUUUUGAAGCAAGAAGCUAUCCAAGAAUUUUUUGUAGAGCCUUAUCAGAUAAUUCAACUGAUAAGGAUCAUUUAUCCAAGGUAUUAAUAUAUUGCAGGUUGUCUCUCUCUACUGAAUAAUAACAUUAAACUGUCCAAAUAUGUACUGUUAUGUUGACUACUUACUAUUAUUUCCUUGUGAUUCCAAUAUCAUCUGGUAUGCAAUGAAAGACAUAUUUUAGGCUUUUACUUCCCUUGGAAAUUAUACAGGGUACCUCUGCAUGUUGUUGUGGGCAAAAAUGUAUCAACUAUUAAUGUGUUAACUCUUUAAACCCACAGGCAAAUACUUAAAAAUAACAUUGAAUGAAUUAUUAAAAGAUCAAAACAAUUUUCUCGGCAAUCAUUUGAGUAUUUCUCAUUUCCUUUAAUCUUAAUUGUGCAUUGCUCUGUUAGAAGAAAAUAAUAUUAUUUCAAUGUUGGUGACUCCUGGAACUUAAAGGUUUUUAUUUUUCUGUGAUUCUCUUAAUGUGAUAAAAGGUGUGGCUGAGUGGGGCGGCUUUUCUCUUGUUUGCAUCGAUGGUCUUAGCUUUCCUGUUUGAUCUAUUUAUCAUCUUAGGAUGAGGGUUUUGAAGAAGAUGACACUGUUCAUGUUAUCACAGACAAGGAAAAAGUUGUUGGUAUGUUUAGUUAUUAAAAAAGAUAUUGGUUUUUAGUUGUACUUAAUUUUGUUGCUGGUUGCCUUUGGAAAAUCUAAUAAUUUUUUUAAAAAAUAAAUAGUAAGGAUAACCUUCAGUGAUAUAUUUAAAAAAAUAGCAGUACUCUUGCAUUCUCUUAGUUUGAAUGAUAUUAUAGAGUACUAGUAGGGAGCAAUAAGAAGUUUAAAUGGGUGUUUGAGUUAGGGUAGUUAUUUUUGUUAAUAUGACAAAAUUUAUUAUGAUGUUGUACGAAUGCAUCUUAUAUGAAUCUUGUUUUUGUUGAUGUUUUUGUCUUACUAUUCUCAUUUAAAUAGUCUUCAAGGAAAAAAAUAACACAUGUUCCUUUUUUCUUCAUGUUACCAUCAGGUGAAUCUCAAAAGCAUGAAUUUCAGGCAGAAACAAGACAGCUGUUGGACAUUGUAGCCAGAACACUUUACUCCGAAAAAGAGGUACACAGCAAUAUUAAAAUAUUUGGGAAAAGAUAAGAAUGCAUGUACAUGUAACCUUUAACUACCACAAUUAAGAUGAGAUCAUACUUGUAAGUUUUGCAUUCACUGUUAAUAGACAGAUGUGCAGAUAAUUAAAUCUUCAGUUGUCAGUUGUUCAGCUAAACAACUUGGAACAUUCUGUUCUAAGAAUGAAUCCCUCUGCAUUAUAGCUGGUUUAUACUAAAGAAGCUUACAGAAACCAGAGAAAGCUCUGUGUUGUUGUUGGACAUGUUAAACGCCUACAUGUGUUACCAAAACAUGAGUAAAUAAUUAAUAAUCUCCACAAUUCUUGUCUCAGGUUUUCAUUCGUGAGGUGAUAUCUAAUGCAUCAGAUGCCCUAGAAAAACUACAGUACCAGUUCAUGACCGGAAAAGAUGUUGCAGAAAAUGAGCUUCCUCUUGAAAUCAAUAUUGCCACAGAUCAGGAGAAAGGAACUCUAACAAUUAAAGAUCAUGGAAUAGGAAUGACUGAGCAAGAGGUAGUUGAUAACUUAGGUACUAUUGCCAGGUCUGGCUCAAAAGCUUUCCUUGAUGAACUUAGCAAACUAGGGAAAGGCGAUUCACGAGAAAAGAGCAUCAUUGGACAGUUUGGUGUAGGAUUCUAUUCCACGUUCAUGGUUGCUGAUAGAGUUGAUGUGUACACACGUUCUUAUAUUCCUGGCAGCAAAGGUCUUCUGUGGACUUCAGAUGGGUAAGAAUCCUAAUUUUCAAUGUACUAGUAAUGACAAGUUUUUAACCUGUAAGUAAGCUUUCUUGGUAAACUCUUGGCUCAGUUGGGAGCAGCUGUAGGGCCAAGUGAGAAAUAACGAAAACAAGACUUUCUUGCUGAGUAUUAUUUGUGGCCUGACAUGGAAGAGGGAAAGGUUGGUUUGGGAGAAAAGGAGUGGUUUUUCAGAAAAAAAGAUAAAAAUUAAUGUAAGUAGAAAUUGCAUUGAGUUUAUUGCUGUUAUUUUUAUACAUUCUACAUCUAUGUUUUGUGUCUUAACCCCAAUUCAUGAAUAAUUAGGGCUAGAAGACAAAGGAAAUAGAUAAUCAAUCUAGGUUAAAAAAUUUCACCAGAAUUUAAAUUUGACCUGUAACAUCUACAUCUACAGCUACAGAAUCUACAUCUUCUUCUACAGUUUUACUUGGCAAAGGUUAUCCAUGGCAAUAAGAUGUUCAUCUCAUUCUUAAAAUAUUUUUGUCUUAAGCUCUGGUUCAUAUGAGAUUGCUGAGGCUGAAAAUGUUUCUCGUGGAACAAAGAUUGUUAUACACCUGAAAGAAGACCACAGAAAUUUUUCUCUCAACACAGCAGUUGAAGGUCAGUUAUAUACUACAAUUCCUUCUGAUGUUUUAAAUUUAAUUUAUAGUAAUUAAUGUGUGUUUCAGUUAAGCCUUUGGUGAAUAAAUUAGAACAUUGUUGUUUCAGUUAGUGACACAGGAGUCCAGAAAGAAAGCUGAGUUUUCUCAACAGGAGUCAAAUCUUUGAUUUUCUGGUUGCUAGUCCAGGUGCUCUACAACUGUGCUACAGGAGACUAAAUUGUGUUUGUUGGUUCAUUUUUUGCAGAUACUAUAAAGAAAUACAGUAACUUUGUGGGCUUCCCAAUUUACUUGGAUGGAAUGUGUAUAAACACAAUUCAGGUUGAUAUCAUAUAGUUGUAUGGCAGCUCUACUGAAAUUUGUAGAAAAAUAUUCUUUUUCUGUGAACUAUUUUUUCCUAGAGUGCUUGUUUACUUUUUCUUACUGGCAGUAAUUUUCCUUUUAUUCAGCCGUUAUGGUUAUUGGAACCUAAAAGCAUAACUCAAGAGGAACAUGAGGUCAGUUACAAUGUAACAUGUUACCAUAGAAACAUAUCAAACUUUCACUUGAACUGAAUUUGUUUAAGCCUCUCAUUCAACCCCUUUGGCUCUUUACAUCAGGUUUUUGACAAGAAGAAACAAGAUUUGCCAUGGAUUCUAAACCUGAUAUGUUUCAAGAGUCACAUCCUCUUUCAUAGCCUUUACGUCAGGGCCCAGUUGUUCCAAGGCCGAUUAGAGCCAACCUGGGGUGAAAUCUUAAUCUUGGUUUCUUUUUCUUUUGUUCGAGAGAAUGUUCUCCAAUAAUUUUCUCUAUUCUAUUUAGAGCAUUCUCAAAUCAAAUUAUAGACAAAUAGCAUUGAACUGAAUUUGCUUUUUAAGCCUUCAUAACUUAAUUCAAAUUUUGCACUAACCCUUGGUUAUCUUAACCCAGCUUUGAACAACCCGGCCCUGUACCAUAGCCACUGAACUACAAUGUGAAAUCACAAAAUAAUAUUGAAAGAAUAAGGCAAAAUACAACAGUUGAACGCAACAACUUUACUAGUUUACACAAGGCGAAAGAUAAAUGUUUGCUUUUAUGAGUUCGAUCUGUCUUUCAUUCCAUUUUUUUCAAUAGGAAUUUUAUCAGUUCAUUGGCAAGACAUAUGACAAGCCAAGAUACAUUCUACACUACAAGACGGAUGCACCUUUGAAUAUUCGCAGUAUAUUUUACAUCCCAGAAACUCUUCCACAGUUGUUUACAGUGCAACACAUGGAACAUGGCGUGUCUCUUUACAGCAGGAAAGUUCUAAUCCAAUCCAAAGCUCACAAGGUUCUGCCAAACUGGCUUCGUUUUGUAAAAGGAGUUGUGGACAGUGAAGAUAUCCCACUAAACCUAAGUCGGGAGCUGCUUCAAGACAGUGCUUUAAUCAAGAAACUUAGUGAUGUACUGUCAGCAAGAAUUAUCAAAUUUUUGCUGGAGCAACAAAAGAAGGAUAGAGUUAAAUAUGAAAAGUUUUUUAGAGAUUGUGGAAUUUUCUUCCGUGAAGGGAUUGUUAGUGCUGAAAGUGAUGAGCAGAAACAGGAUAUAGCAAAGCUUCUUCUGUUUGAAUCAUCAAACGAGAAGUCUGGUGUGCUUACGUCACUGCCAUCAUAUGUAUCAAGAAUGAAACCUACACAGAAGAAUAUCUAUUAUUUGUGUGCUCCAAGGUAUAACUCUCUUUCUUGUGAGUUCAUUACUAUGUUGCUAUUUUUGCAGUUAUUGCACAAUACUGUACUUCAGAAACAUCCAGGUCUGAAUAUAGAGCGUUUUCACUCAUGUGGCCAUAACCUACCCAAAUUUAUUGCGAUAAAAGAAAGCAGUUUGGUUAAAAAAGAGUUCAAUUCCCAUAGUACUAGCCUGUGUACAGACCCCCCAGGAAGGGGGGUCUGUACACAGGCUACACAGUACUGGUUUGGGACACCAGCAUAAAGACGCUGCAUAUUGUUUUGGUACACCGACAUGUGAAAGGUUCUAUUGUACAGCUUACAAAAGUCAAAGGUUUUGGGCAGUGAAUAAGAUUUUAUAUCUAAGUGGUGAGACCGUAAGAUAUGCGCCAGGAUAACUUAGUAGGUUUUUCCAAUCGGGGGAUGUCCUUUGUUAGAGCUUCUCGUUGCUCUCCCCAACAUUCCGCACCUCGUUUUUGAUUCUUAAAAUUUUGAAACAUAUUGGCCAGCGCCUUGCACUGAAUAUUUUAGGGCUAAAUCGGCCAAUCAUUUUUUUUCUCCCUCCCUCUUUCAGUCGCGAAGUCGCAGAAACAUCUCCUUAUUACGAAGCUUUGAAGAAAGAUGAUGUAGAGGUUGGUUUGAAUAUGAGUCCAUACAAUAUUACAAUAAUUAUUACAAUUACUUAUUUUUGCUGAGAUCUGCACAUGCAAAGAUUUGUGUUUUGCUUACAUUGUAAGGCCUCUAAGCAAUACAUUGUUUAUUGUUACUCUAGGUUUUGUUCACGUAUAAUGAACAAGAUGACGUAACACUGCAUUAUUUAAAGACUUUUGACAAGAAGAAUAUCAUGGCUGCAGAGAAUUACUUCUCAGUUGACAGAGAACCUUCACCCACUGAACCAACGGACGAUACCACUCAAACAGAAGAUGCAUCAGGUGUGUAUCAUGUCUUGUAAAAGAAAUAGACUUACAGCUGUAUAACCGUUUUUCUGUCGGGUUUUAAAUAGGUCACAUUUGUAUUAUGAGAACUGAUUUCAUUCCUCAACAGAAUCUCUGACGGAGGAACAAGCUACAGAAUUGUCCAACUGGAUCAGUAUUAUACUGGGGAAACAGAAAGUCUCAGCUGUUAAGGUUAGUAUUGGUAUGAUUAAGGAUGUAUGUAGCAGGGUGAAACCAUGGGAACACCCGGGUGGGAACAUGAAGCCUUGCCAUCCCAUGGUCAUUAUCACUAAUGUGAAGGAACAUUGUAUAGUAAAAGAGAGCAUUAAAAACUGUUCUUUCUUACAUGUGUUGGAAAACAACAGAAUUAACAACGAAAUUAACUGAAGCAAUCGGGAUUUGAAGCGAAUCCGAAACACCAAGAAACAAAAAAGUAUUCGAGGGUUUUUAAAUUCAGUUGCAAAGCUCAAAAAGGCAGAAAUAUUGCAAGCAAAGAGAAUUCUUAGAACACAGAUGAAUACCACCAUAACAUGGGCGCUCAUUGUCAACAUUUUGAUUUGAUAUGUUAGGUUUCCAAGCACUUAAGUCAGACAAGCCACCCAGUGAUGGUGACUGUACCAGACAUGGUGGCCGCUAAACACUGGCUUAAAGUCAUGAGAGCUGAGCAGUUCCAGGACAUUGACAAUGCAAAGUAUCAGAUAUUUCAACCUACGCUGGAAAUAAACCCAAGGUAUUUUCAUCAGCUUUGAUUUAUCUUGGGUAGUUGGUAGAACUGUUCUUUUUUUAUUACGUGCAAUGAAGUGAUUGUCGUUUUUUGCAUGCCUUGAUACCUGGCUGCUUUAGUUAAUGCUUGUCCACUGAGUAGCGUCUUCAUCUUGUGCGGUUGGAUACUGUCCUGUACGUUUAAACGUGCAGAAGAAAUUCAGCUUUCAUAUUCUUACGUUUAAUAGGUGACAAAAUUAUUUGUGUUUUUUAGUCGCUGCAGAGGAGGAACCAUUGUCCUUAUUUUGACAUUCGAGCAAAUCGUUGAUGUCGUAUUUCAAUAUUGUUCCUUUAGCGGCUUCUUUCCAGUCACUUAGCGACAUUACGACUUUAAAAAGAUUGAAUGGAGAUCUCCCUGUCUAAGUAGCACAUAAGAUUAGUAAGGACCAAACAACAAUGUGGUGAUGUUUUCUAUUUCAGCCAUGAAUUAAUCAGAAAUUUAGAAGAGGUUCGGUCAGUCAAUACAGAUUUAGCUGUGCUGGUUGUUAAUCAGGUCAGUCUUACAGUAUUAAUGGUAACACUCUUUUGAUUAGGGUGACUUUGGAGUUUGAAUACAAACUGUCCCUUAACCUUUUCCUCAAACGGAAAGCUAAAAGAACUAAACUCAGGGAAUGUGAGACGGCGGGCUGGGUCCAGUCAGGGCGCGUGAAGUGAUUACGCACUAGAUAAUUUUAUGGAAGUGGCUUGCCGCAUAUGAUUUCUCGAUUGAACUUGAUUUUUGUUUGUGUGUUUGUUGUUUUUUUUUCGCCAAGCAAUAGAGAUAGAUCAUGUAUAACUAUUUCUGAAAAACGUGUUUUGCACAACAUGAUAUUUGGCACGUAAACGAGUAGGCAACCUAAAUUUUCCCUAGGGCUUAGGCACUAUGGUUUUAUCUUUCAAAGUGAUUAAAACUGACGACUAAUUUUUUUUUUUGUGGCAGCUCUUUGAUAAUGCCAUGAUGUCUGCAGGACUGCUGUAUGACCCGCGUAGCAUGGUGGGAAGACUGAAUACGCUUUUAACUAAAGCACUGGACUCUUCGAAACUUUAGCACUGGGAAGCACUGGGACGCAAUUUCUACGGGUAACGGGUUUUACCCACCUGCCUGAAAAGCUUUUUUUAUGUCCUAUGCCUUGCCAAAACGUGGACGCUAUCUUGCUGUUUUGAUAUAACACAGAUCAAAUAAUUGUAGUCGGCCCUUGUCAUCCAGUCAUGGUAAUAUUCAUUAUACUGAAAAUAGAUAUGAUCUUCACUCAUCCUUGUCUCUUGAUGACCGGUCAUCAAAAUCGCAUGCCUUGUUUUGUAAAAAAAUAAAAACAAAUAGUACUGGUUGAAAGUUCUCUCAAAAAACCUAUAUUUGAAUGUUUACACUGUAUUGUGAAUGGUUUGGAGGAACCAUGACUGGAAACCAAGUCUUAAUAGGUGGAAUAUUAUUUUCUUUUUUAGCUAACAGUGAGAGACGUUUUGCCAACCUGUGCGGAAGCCUUCAUACGAGGAACACUCAUUCUGAUCACGACUUUCUGUACUACACUGUACACAACCCUCUGUUUCUUAUUCGUUGAACGUGCGAGAAAAAGCGUACAGUUUGC
This is a messenger RNA of Porites lobata, 8282 nucleotides long. The record is from the annotation of a GenBank genome assembly. NCBI's taxonomy places the organism in Eukaryota, Metazoa, Cnidaria, Anthozoa, Scleractinia, Poritidae.